Messenger RNA from Stegastes partitus (bicolor damselfish), 1135 nucleotides. RefSeq names its product retinol dehydrogenase 14-like. Lineage: Eukaryota; Metazoa; Chordata; Actinopteri; Pomacentridae. The transcript has 5 exons. The record is from RefSeq and is a predicted model, not a curated record. The annotation marks the transcript as partial.
CUGGACCUUGCCUCGCUGCAAUCUGUCAGAGACCUGGCCAAAGAUGUCCAGGAGAAUGAGGAGCGCUUGGACAUCCUCAUAAACAACGCAGGUAUUAUGAUGUGUCCGAAGUGGGAGACUGAGGAUGGCUUUGAAAUGCAGUUUGGUGUCAACCACCUGGGACAUUUUCUCCUCACCAACUGUCUGCUUGACCUGCUGAAGAAGUCAACUCCAAGUCGAAUUGUUAUUGUUUCUAGUGUUGGACACCAGAGAGGUCGUAUACACUUUGAUGAUAUCAACCUUGAUAAAAGCUACAAUCCUGAAAAGAGCUACCGCCAAAGCAAGCUAGCCAAUAUUCUCUUCUGCAGAGAGCUGGCUGCAAGACUACAAGGCACCGGUGUGACGGUGUACAGUCUUCACCCAGGGGUCAUCCGCACAGAGUUAGGCCGACAUUUCAUCCCUACUGUACCUUUAUGGAAGAAGAUGAUAUUCUCGCCCGUUUUAUUGCUGAUCAAAAGUCCCUGGGAAGGAGCCCAAACCACCAUCUACUGCGCUGUGGAUGAGAGCCAGGCAAACACCAGCGGCCUCUACUACAGUGACUGUGCCCUCAAAAAGCCGGCACCAGAGGCCCUGGAUGAUGCUGCAGCCAAGAAGUUGUGGGACCUCAGUGCUUCCAUGGUUGGUCUGGCUUAAAUACAGCAGCCUGAUAUGCUUUCAUCAGCUGUUCCUCUGAAUGGAAUCAUCAGCCCUGUCUAUGUGUGUGAACCUGCUCUAAUCUCGUAGACCUGAAAGGUUUGCAGUAUAAAAAUUUGCACUAUUUCCUCUAUGGAUCAACUAAAGCUGUGUUUUCAGAGUCGAUACCAAUGUUGACGAAUAAUGAAAGACUGAUCACCAAUAUUUGAAAGUGACACUCUCCUCCGUUUUCUGACAGUUUGUCUCCUCUACUCCUAAAAUUAUGUCUUCUCUGUUUUAUAAAUAUUUCACUGUUUUAUCACUUUCAUUGCCCGGUAAGGCCAAGAUUUAUGAAAUAUAAAAGCAUUAUUAGGGUCCGACCACCCAAAGGGGGCAAAGACCCUUUUGGAACUGCUCGUUUUUUAUUAUUCUUCGCCAUAAAGAGAUGCGUUUUUGAGGCCCUAAAUGUACUUGCACAUGCACA